GUCGUAAUGAUGUAUAUAUCGUAACUGUUAGUUAUUUUCACUGUCUAAGCUUUAACGUGUGCGAAAACAUAAUGCUUGGAGGCACAUUUAUUCUCGGAGUACUUCUGGUCCUUAUACCAGAUCCCAGCCUGGCCACUGACUGUCCGGAUGGCUGGAUGGCGUUCAACGCUUCAUGCUACUUGUUUGCACACGACAAUAUGCACUACGUAGAAGCAGAGAAAUACUGCGAGCACCUUCACUCCCACCCCGUGCGUAUCGAUUCACAGGAGGAGAGUAUAUUUCUGACCAGCUUUCUGGCCGACAUCAAAGAUCCCUACCACUGGAUUGGACUGAACGAUGACGUCAUUGAGGGUCUGUGGAAGUGGCACGACACGGACAAGGUCCCGACGUUUACGAACUGGUAUCCCGGGCAACCGGACGGGCAUAGAAACGCGAACUGUGCCAUUAUCCACGCCUCACUGCAUUAUAAGUGGAGCGACCAGGGCUGCCAGGAGAGCUACAAACCUCUCUGCGAGAAAGUCGGACUUGGUCACGAGGUUGAAGUAGUCGGCUAGCAGAAUGCAUGGAUAUUAACUAAGUACUGUCGACUGAAGUGU
Messenger RNA from Mya arenaria, 596 nucleotides. RefSeq names its product C-type lectin domain family 10 member A-like. The transcript is spliced from 5 exons. The record is from RefSeq and is a predicted model, not a curated record. The coding region runs from base 72 to 554 and encodes 160 amino acids. Gene Ontology annotation, molecular function: signaling receptor activity. NCBI's taxonomy places the organism in Eukaryota, Metazoa, Mollusca, Bivalvia, Myida, Myidae.